GUCACGCGAAAGGUUGAUUUCCCAUUGGAGCGUUUUGAGUGACGGCAAUCUAUCCCUGUCCCCGGAAGUGGAGUCUAUUUUCCGUCGAGGCCGCUCAGCAGUCAGACGUUGGAGCUUUGAGCCGCACAUCUCUGCCAGAACCAUGGUGUGUAUUCCCUGUAUUGUAAUUCCAGUUCUCCUGUGGGUCUACAAAAGAUUCCUUGAGCCAUAUCUCUACCCUAUCAUCUCACCUUUCAUCAAGCGCAUUUGGCCCAGGAAAAGAAUUGAGGAAACAAUGAAGCAAGACCAAUCAGGAAACACUGAAAGCAAGCAUGAAUUGUCAGACAAGUACGAGUCCGAACUUUCUGAAACUGAAAGCAAUGGCAUCGCAAAUGGAUUUGCUGGAAGUGGAUCUACAGAGAUUUCUGACAAAAAGACUGAUUAAGGAUGCCUGUGCUGUGGGAUGAUGGCAGCUAUAGGAAAUGAACUGAUAAUACUGUUCCCAGUUUCAAAUGUCAUUGCACUUUUACGUGAAUAGAACCUUGGAAUAUAUAUAGAAAUACACAGAUGUAGAAAGACUAAAGAUGAUUCUAUCUAUAUAGUUGAGAAAAAAUGUUAAUAUAUUCUCUCAUUCCUUCCGACACUCAGAGCUGGAACUCUCUCCAAUGCAGUGCAGCUGGUGGUAGAGAUUUUAGGUUCAAGAGUUUAACAAAAAAACACUAUGUUCAAACUUGCAACUAGUUUCACAAACUUUCCUGAAACUCACAAUUAUUUUACACACCUUUUAAAAAGCUAGAUUUCUUCUCUACUGUAGCUGAUAUGAUUAGUGCUGUAAAUACCCAAAGCUAUUAAUAAAUUCUAAUAACUUGCUGUUCUUA
This is a messenger RNA of Hemicordylus capensis (graceful crag lizard), 857 nucleotides long. RefSeq names its product chromosome 2 C18orf32 homolog (gene C2H18orf32). NCBI's taxonomy places the organism in Eukaryota, Metazoa, Chordata, Lepidosauria, Squamata, Cordylidae. The transcript is spliced from 3 exons. Gene Ontology annotation, biological process: positive regulation of canonical NF-kappaB signal transduction. Bases 143 to 424 code for a protein of 93 amino acids. The record is from RefSeq and is a predicted model, not a curated record.